Molecule: messenger RNA, 974 nt
Organism: Salvelinus sp. IW2-2015
Lineage: Eukaryota; Metazoa; Chordata; Actinopteri; Salmoniformes; Salmonidae
Source: RefSeq, a predicted model, not a curated record
GGGUCGCAGCUCUGUGUGAGAUAGAGCGUCUGCGUGCGUUGCUGAGUGUGGAGCGGAGCCGCAGUGAGCAGAUGGGAGAGACCAUCUCUGGUCUGAAACAGGACAAGGAGCUGCUGCAACAGGAACUCACUAAGAAGCUGAACUCAUCUGUGACUUCCUGGUGUUCCACGCCCUGCCGCCGUGGGACGAGAAAGAGGAGACGCUGGCUCACUACGCCCACCGCUGCCGGCAGGCCAUGGACGACACCAUCAGAGCCAAGAUCAAAACCAUGAAAACCAAGGGAGACCUGCUGCCUAUAGUCAGCAAAUAACACCGGAGACGGAAGGUGUGACCUCUGAUGCCUGUAGGACAAACCAGACCAACACCAUCUGCGGUAGAUUACCUGCUCGGUGUUUUGACGAAACGGUGGCAGUUUUAACAUGUUAGAAUCGUCAGGAAAUGAACAGAAAAUGACGGCCGAUGUUCUGUGGUCAAAGGGGAUUGGACGGCUGUCUACGGCCUACGUUCUUCGUGUUGGUCUGUCUUGUCCUUAUGAUAAAAGCCUGGUCCACAGAUGUGUUUGUGCUGUCAUGCCAAGUUGGAAAGACGACACAAACAGGUCUGGGACCAGGCUUGCCCUCUGAUCCCCAGUGAGGCUCGACUGCCAUUUCAAAACAAGUGAAACGUUCUUAUUGCUCCAUUCCAAUUGUCUGUCCACCCCCACUAUGACCUUAACCCAUCCAUGACAACAGACACCAUGACAACAGACACCCGGACUAUCAUUAAAAAACUUUGUAGUGCACAACGGUUUGAUUUACUGUAAUGUGUAACAUUUAUUUAGUCUUUUGAAUGAUGUGCUAAUGCUUUGAAGUGUUUUUAGUAGUGGAGAACAACAUUGGAAAAUACUAUUCAAAUAAGAAUCUUAUUUUUGUUAAAAGAGAUUUUCCCGCACUUUUGGUGGUCUAUGUAAUUGUUUUUAAAGAGAUUCUCCGGUA